UAAAAGAGACAGGGAGAGGGGAGAACUGCUCACAUUGUCUCCAGAGCACAAAGUGUGUCACCUGGUUGCCAAGAGCUGGUCUAAGAAAUCCCUUCAUCAUGAACACCUACAGCUUUAGGCAAUCCUCUUCUACCAUUGGUGGUGGAGGUUUUGGUGGUUCUUCCUCCUUCAGAGCUCCAAGCAUCCAUGGGGGAUCUGGUGGCUAUGGCAUCUCUGUCUCUUCUAAUAGAUUAUCCUCUCCUGCAUUUGGAGGAGGGCUAAGUAGUGGCUAUGGUGGUGGAAGUCUUAGCUAUGGGAGUGGUGGCUGCUUUGGUGGAGCUGGUGGGGCUGGAGGGAACCUCAGUGUCAGUGAUGGCCUCCUUUCGGGAAAUGAAAAGAUGACUAUGCAGAAUUUGAAUGACCGCCUGGCAAACUACCUGGACAAAGUGCGUGCCCUUGAGGAGGCAAAUACUGAGCUAGAGGUUAAAAUUCGAGAGUGGUACCUGAAGCAGGGACCGACUGCGACCCGUGAUUACAGCCCAUAUUACAAGACCAUUGAAGACCUCCGGGAGAAGAUCCUGGAAGCAACAAUUGAAAAUAACAAAAUGAUCCUGCAGAUUGAUAAUGCCAGGUUGGCUGCUGAUGACUUUAAAACCAAGUUUGAGUCUGAGCAGGCCCUGCGCAUGAGUGUGGAAGCUGAUAUUAAUGGCUUACGCCGUGUGUUGGAUGAGCUGACCCUGGCUAGAACUGACCUGGAGAUGCAAAUUGAAAGCUUGAAAGAAGAACUGGCUUAUCUGAAGAAGAACCACGAGGAGGAAAUGAGUGGUUUCUCUGGCCAAGCGGGUGGCCAAGUGAGUGUGGAAAUUGAUUCUGCCCCAGGCAUUGACCUCACCAAGAUCCUGGCAGACAUGAGAGACCAAUAUGAGCUGCUGGCUGACAAGAACCGAAGGGAUGCGGAGGCAUGGUUUACGAGCAAGACUGAAGAACUGACCAAAGAGGUUGCCAUCAACACUGAACAGCUGCAGACCAGCAAGACGGAAAUUACUGACUUGAGACGGACUCUCCAAGGUUUGGAGAUAGAGCUGCAAUCGCAGUUAAGCAUGAAAUCUGCCCUGGAAGGCACCUUAGGAGACACAGAAGCUCGCUAUGGCAACCAACUGUGCCAAAUCCAAAGCAUGAUCAGCAACAUAGAAGCCCAACUGGUUGAUGUCCGCAGUGAUAUGGAGAGACAGAACAACGACUAUAGGAUGUUGAUGGACAUCAAAAGCCGUCUCGAGCAAGAGAUUGACACUUAUCGCAAGCUCUUGGAUGGCCAGGACUUCAACUUUUCAGAUAAACCAGCUACUGGUAAGAAGCCUUGAAGAACGCCCUCUACGUUAUGCAAAUAAUACACAGAUUUCAAUGGGUAGCUACCAUCAUCAAGAGAUGGAAAUUUAGUGUUUCACACAGCUGUAGUUCCUUAAGCACUUAUAACAUGGUGGCUGGAGAUCAUGUAACAAUUUGACUUAGUUGUUCCUGCUUUUGCUUUUCCUUGUGGGGUUUCUGUCUAAUAAAGUUCUUUUGGGUCUUGCAAA
This is a messenger RNA of Thamnophis elegans (Western terrestrial garter snake), 1553 nucleotides long. RefSeq names its product keratin, type I cytoskeletal 19-like. The record is from RefSeq and is a predicted model, not a curated record. Bases 99 to 1340 code for a protein of 413 amino acids. Gene Ontology annotation, molecular function: structural molecule activity. NCBI's taxonomy places the organism in Eukaryota, Metazoa, Chordata, Lepidosauria, Squamata, Natricidae. The transcript is spliced from 8 exons.